AUGGCGACUUCCUCCGCCGCAGGAGACCGCAAAAAUGCACAGAUCGACAUCGACGACCUCGAACUGCAGGCCCAGGGUUAUACCCGGGCUAUGCCGCGACGAUUCUCUCUACUCUCCCUGAUAUCGCUUUCUUAUGCUCUCCUUGCAACCUGGAACGGCUUUGGCAGUGCCUUCGGUACUGGCUUUAUCGAGGCCUCUUCGGCCGGUUCCAUCUGGACUCUCACCAUCGCCGCGUUGAUGACUGCAGUCACAGGAAUUGGCAUGGCUGAAUUGUCUAGUGCCUUUCCCGUGGCCGGCGCUCAGUACUACUGGUCUUUUGUGGUUUCCAGUCCUGAAUGGGCCCCAUUUGCUUCCUACAUAUCUGCGGGAAUCAGCACAUUAGGAUGGUGGCUAGGUCUUGCUAGCGUGACAAACUUCAUUGCAGCCAUGAUCACUGGGAUUGCCGUGCUCAACCAUCCAGACUAUGUCAUAGAAAGGUGGCAUAUCUGGUUGGUUUUUGUGGUGGUUACUUGGUUGGCCAUUGCGCUGAACGUUUUUGCGACAAAAUGGCUUCCCAUGUGGAACAAGUUUAUUCUCUACUUCUCGGCAGUCACCAUGGUUGUUACGAUGAUCACGAUUUUGGCAUGUGCCGCUCCAAAUUAUCAAUCCGCCAAAUUUGUCUUUUCCGACACCACCAACUCCACUGGAUGGUCGAAUGACGGCCUUGCCUUCCUUCUAUGUAUUGUGAAUGCUCUCUAUGGUUUUCUUGGCGUAGAUGCAGGCGCGCAUUUGUGCGAAGAGAUCCCAAAUCCGACGGUUAACGUACCGAAAGUCAUUAUGUAUCCGGUUAUAAUGGGAUUCGUCACUUCUUUCCCUUACGCGAUCUCGCUGUCGUUUGUGAUCACCGACUUCGCAAAGGUUAUCUCGACUCCCACCGGCCUUCCUCUUAUCGAGGUCUACUAUCAAGCAACAGGCAGUAAAGCUGGCACUUCGAUCCUGAUGGUGGCAUUUGCGAUCUGCUUCUUCGGUUGUGCUAGUGCAAACAUUACCAGUGCAAGUCGACAAAUGUGGUCGGCAUCAAGGGACGACUGUUUUCCUCUGUCAAGGUAUUGGAAGCAAGUCCACCCCCGAUGGCAGAUGCCGCUGAAUGCAGCAUGCUUGCAAGGAACGCUCGUUUCGCUAUACGGCCUGAUCUUCUUGGGUUCCUCGGCAGCAUUCUCGUCCAUGGUUGGGGCUUGCAUCGUAUUCAUGACGACGUCGUAUGUUAUUCCUCAAGGCAUCUUGGCCUGGCGUGGACGAGAUAAGAUUCUCCCGCCUAGAGCAUUAGAUCUGGGGAGAUAUGGUCUUCCUCUGAACGUGCUUGCUUGUGUCUGGGUGGUCUUCAUCGACAUUGUCUACUGCAUCCCUGUUUCAUACCCUGUCACAGUCGAGAACAUGAACUGGAUCAGUGUGGUCACCGUUGGUCUGGUUUCAUUCCUUCUAAUCACUUGGUUCGUGCACCAGAGACAUGUUUUCAAAGGGCCAAACAUCAACUUCGAACUUCUUCAGGCGGCUCGCCAUGAUGAGCUCCUUGGCCACCGGACAAUCGAAGGAGUAGCAAUUGGAGACGACAAUGAGAUCAUCGAGGCCCUUAGACAGCGCUCGAUAUCCUCGGCCAAGAAGGUGUAG
Messenger RNA from Cladophialophora psammophila CBS 110553, 1647 nucleotides. RefSeq lists its product as uncharacterized. NCBI's taxonomy places the organism in Eukaryota, Fungi, Ascomycota, Eurotiomycetes, Chaetothyriales, Herpotrichiellaceae. The transcript is spliced from 8 exons. Gene Ontology annotation, biological process: transmembrane transport. The record is from RefSeq and is a predicted model, not a curated record. Gene Ontology annotation, molecular function: transmembrane transporter activity. Gene Ontology annotation, cellular component: membrane. The coding region runs from base 1 to 1647 and encodes 548 amino acids.